CUGACUUUCGUUUCAGUUUCAAAGUCUCACUGUUUCUUCAUUUCUUCAUAAUUAUUGUUAGUUGGUUGAUGGAUGAAUUUGAGUGCUUGAGAGAUUGGGAUUUGGAGGCUAUUGUCAGAGGAAGCAGUGGUGAAGCCACCGCCAUGGACGAUCCCAAUCCUGAUUUUUCUUAUUUCUUCUCUGACCAAGACGAGCUGCUUGAUAGCUUUCCAGAAUUCUCAGAAACCACCAGGGUCCUUGAUGAUCUCGAAGAUCUCUACAAACCUUUCUACCCAGUUUUGCACCCUCUUUCACCUCACACCAUCGUUACAACUUCCAUAGAACCCCAACAGGUCAAAGAACUCAAAGCAUCAGAAGAGAAAGUAGCCCUACAGGGUUUCAAAGCCCCCCCAACACCAAAGUGUAAAAAAGGGAAGAAGAACCAGAACAAGAGUGUGGUGAAGCAGGUAACAACAGCAGAAGGUCUUGAUGAUGCAUGGGCAUGGCGUAAAUAUGGACAGAAACCGAUAAAGGGUUCUCCGUAUCCAAGAAGUUACUAUAGGUGCAGCAGUUCGAAAGGGUGUUUGGCGAGGAAACAGGUUGAAAGGAGCCACUUAGAUCCUGCUGUUUUUUUGGUUACCUACACUGCUGAACACAGUCAUCCUCACCCAACUCGAAGAAACUCUCUUGCUGGGACCACUAGGAAGAACAAUUCCUUGAUUCCACCUCCAACAACCACACGCAACCACAACACUACUACUUGUUCUUCAAGGACACCUUUGAUGGUUCAAUCCAUUGAAGAUAAACUUGUAACGAGUGUGCAACAAAGCAUGGACCUCAAGAAAGAAGAACAACAUUUUGUUGAGUGGUUCGAUGAUGGUGCUCAAUUUGGUGAUGCUUGGAUUCCCACCUCAGAUCUUGAGAAGUUUAUUGGAUUUGAAUGCCAACAUUUUGCACUGGAUGGAGCUUUCACCGAUGCUUAUGCACACUCUUGACAACUUCCUUCAUCAAUAUCACAAAUUUCUGAUUUUCAGUCACCAUUUUACAUUGCGAUAGCAAUUAUGUUUGUAGAUAUAUGCCCAUAUCAAACAAUAUUUUACUCUUUUUUUCAUUCUUCAACUCUUCAUCUUCAUCCAUCUUCUCAGCUUGCUUGGAGUAUUUCUUCAAUAACCCUCUUCUUUAAGUAUUACUUAAGGUUAUUAAUUACAUGUUAAUGUCAUCACAAUGUCCGUCCCAGUAAAAU
Vigna radiata var. radiata (mung bean) is the source of this 1222-nucleotide messenger RNA. RefSeq names its product probable WRKY transcription factor 29. Gene Ontology annotation, molecular function: DNA-binding transcription factor activity; transcription cis-regulatory region binding. Gene Ontology annotation, biological process: regulation of DNA-templated transcription. Gene Ontology annotation, cellular component: nucleus. The transcript is spliced from 2 exons. NCBI's taxonomy places the organism in Eukaryota, Viridiplantae, Streptophyta, Magnoliopsida, Fabales, Fabaceae. The record is from RefSeq and is a predicted model, not a curated record. Bases 69 to 974 code for a protein of 301 amino acids.